Molecule: messenger RNA, 219 nt
Organism: Penicillium chermesinum
Lineage: Eukaryota; Fungi; Ascomycota; Eurotiomycetes; Eurotiales; Aspergillaceae
Exons: 1
Coding region: 1-219 (72 amino acids)
Source: RefSeq, a predicted model, not a curated record
AUGCGGAGCAAUGAUUGGCCAGGCGAGAGAUGGUUAGGGAUGUGCUGGAACGCGAUCGACCGCAGCUUUGAUAAAGCUGGACUCGGGGCAGGACAGAUUUUUGGCGGGUGGCCCGGAUACAGUGGGAUCAGCCGUGGACGGGCUAAUGCAGCGGUGGAGACGUGGUCCUAUGCCUUUUCUGACUCGCUGAGGGAUGGAAAUUUGUUGCCUGCCUCCUAG